This is a messenger RNA of Aspergillus niger, 435 nucleotides long. RefSeq lists its product as hypothetical. NCBI's taxonomy places the organism in Eukaryota, Fungi, Ascomycota, Eurotiomycetes, Eurotiales, Aspergillaceae. The transcript has 4 exons. The record is from RefSeq and is a predicted model, not a curated record. The coding region runs from base 1 to 435 and encodes 144 amino acids.
AUGGGCGAGGCAGCGGCGGCGGCGGCGGCGUCGGGAAUCAAAUCAGCCUGGACUGGACGUGUGGAACCGACUGAUGACCAGUGGGGGCCGGGCUUGGGCGAAACGGCGGCUGGAUUCGCCGAGGGAAGCCAUGGAUGGAGAUCGGGCGCCGUGCAAGUGGCAGUGAUUGGCGGUGGGUUUCAUGAUCUUGAUGAUCGUCACGAAAGGCUUGACAGGUAUGCAGAUGCCGAUUUGGGUUAUUCGGAAUGGAUCGAUCAGGUGCGAUCAGGUGAGCGGGUGAGGCCAGCAAGGCAGCAAAUCAACCCGAACAGGGCUAGUGGCCAGGCACCAACAAUCGCCCACAAUCUCCGAAUUGCCUCUUCAUCGCAGCAUCCAUCAGAGACGACGGGAUAUUGCACUUUCCUUGUGGAUAAAAGCUCGCGUCAUGAGAUAUGA